This is a messenger RNA of Tetrahymena thermophila SB210, 522 nucleotides long. Its product is annotated as DHHC zinc finger protein. The transcript has 3 exons. The record is from RefSeq and is a predicted model, not a curated record. Lineage: Eukaryota; Ciliophora; Oligohymenophorea; Hymenostomatida; Tetrahymenidae.
AUGGAUAAUGAUAAACUAAAAAAAGUACCUUCUUAGGUUGACUCUAAGCUGGGUAGUUAUCUUAUUCAUGAUGAAAACGAUUUCAUCAGAGCUCUUGCAUAAGAAAUAAACUUUGAUGAUCUAAAGUAAAAGAAUAUCAAUCUCUAUGUGAUUGGAUGUGGAAAGAUUAAUGGUAUUAAAAAUUUUUCAUUAGAUACUAAAUUCCCUAGUUAAUUAUUAUAUGUCGAUUCUGAGCGUUUCACCUACACAAAAUUAGGAAUGAUGAGAGCUGAAACUAUAUCUUAAAUAAGUAAAGGAAAGAAAUCAAAGGAUACAAAAUCUUCAUUUUGUGGAGGAUUAUGUUGGUCUAUCUGUAAAAUGAUUUCUAAAGAAAAAUAAGGAGAUGUUUAUUAAUUAGGAGGAACGUAUAUUUUUGAGACUGAUGGCAAAAUUACUUAUAGUUUUGUGGAUGAAAGCUCGAAUGGGCAUGUUAGUUCAACAGAAAUAACUGAUUUAGUUGAAAAAUAUGGCCAGAAUGCUUGA